Molecule: messenger RNA, 2958 nt
Organism: Camelina sativa (false flax)
Lineage: Eukaryota; Viridiplantae; Streptophyta; Magnoliopsida; Brassicales; Brassicaceae
Product: sulfate transporter 1.2
Biological process (GO): sulfate transmembrane transport
Cellular component (GO): membrane
Molecular function (GO): secondary active sulfate transmembrane transporter activity
Source: RefSeq, a predicted model, not a curated record
GUUAGGUCCCAUAUGUAGUUUCUUUAAUCUUAGGUCUUCUUUCUAAAUUGCUGUUCAGUUUAGGUUUGUUUUCUAUGUUUUUUUUAAGGUUUUGUUUCCAAAAUCUAUGUUAAGGUAAAAAAGAUGAGAAAUUUCGGGGCUCUAAUACUAUUUAAUUAGUUAGGGUUUGCUUUCGAGUUAAGCUUAAUUUAAAGUAUUGAAAACUGCUAGUAAGUAACGUUAUAUUUUCGUCAUUUAUUUUGGGAUAACUGUUGGCACUAACCAUAUAUAAUUUCUUUAAAAUCUCACUAUCUACCACGUGGCUAUCCAAGUCAACGAUCUCUCCUAUUCCUAAUGGCAGAAAGUAAACGAGAUCACUGAAUUGAGAUUGUUUUCAGUUUUGCACACAAAACACAAAAAACCAUUGACUUGGUUUGUUUUAACUUAAUUAAUGUCGAUCAAGCCAAAUAUAAAAUCGAAAUCUAUUAGUUAGACUUUUCAAUUUUCGUAAUGUACUUGGUCUCUUAGUAAUCCAGAUUCAUCAAUUAUAUACGAUGACACUCUCUUGUCAUUUAAUUAAAUAAAAAAACUAAUAUCACAUAGUAUUUUCGUUAUAAAUAAGGGUUCAUCAAUGUUGCUCUAAAAUCACACUUAAAAGUCACCUUUCAACCCAAAAUAUCCACUUUAGUCACGUUUCCAGCUAUCUAUCUAUCUUUCUCCUGAGAGACCUAGCUAUGUCGUCGAGAGCUCACCCUGUAGACGGAGAUCUAAGUCCGGCUACGGACGGUGGAAAUCUUCCGAUCAAAUCUUCUCCCACCCGGCAUAAGGUUGGGAUCCCACCGAAGCCAAACAUGUUCAAGGAUUUCAUGUACACAUUCAAAGAAACUUUCUUCCACGAUGAUCCUCUAAGGGAUUUUAAGGAUCAGCCUAGGUCCAAGCAGUUCAUGCUCGGUCUCCGGUCCGUCUUCCCUGUCUUCGAUUGGGGACGUGACUAUAAUCUCAAGAAGUUUCGAGGCGAUCUCAUCUCCGGUUUAACCAUCGCAAGUCUCUGCAUUCCUCAGGAUAUUGGAUACGCUAAGUUGGCUAAUCUUGAUCCUAAAUACGGUUUAUAUUCUAGUUUCGUUCCUCCAUUGGUGUAUGCUUGCAUGGGGAGUUCGAGGGAUAUAGCAAUUGGACCCGUUGCUGUGGUUUCUCUAUUGAUAGGCACUUUGCUACGAGCUGAGAUUGAUCCAAACACAAGUCCUGAUGAAUAUCUCCGCCUUGCCUUCACUGCCACGUUUUUCGCCGGUAUCACCGAAGCAGCCCUUGGAUUCUUCAGGUUAGGGUUCUUGAUCGAUUUCCUAUCACACGCGGCUGUGGUGGGCUUCAUGGGUGGCGCGGCCAUCACCAUCGCUCUCCAGCAGCUUAAAGGCUUCCUCGGGAUCAAGAAAUUCACCAAGAAAACCGAUAUCAUUGCUGUUCUUGACUCCGUUUUCAGCUCGGCUCAUCACGGCUGGAAUUGGCAGACUAUACUCAUUGGUGCAUCGUUCUUGACCUUCCUGCUCACCUCUAAAUUCAUUGGGAAGAAGAGCAAGAAACUGUUCUGGGUGCCAGCGACUGCGCCAUUAAUAUCAGUUAUCAUUUCUACCUUCUUUGUCUACAUAACCAGAGCAGACAAACAAGGAGUUCAAAUCGUGAAACACCUUGACCAAGGUAUCAACCCAUCCUCUUUCCAUCUAAUCUACUUCUCCGGUGAUAACCUUGCUAAGGGCAUCCGCAUCGGUGUAGUCUGUGGCAUGGUCGCUUUAACAGAAGCUGUAGCGAUUGGAAGAACCUUUGCUGCGAUGAAAGACUACCAAAUCGACGGUAACAAAGAGAUGGUAGCAUUAGGCAUGAUGAACGUUGUAGGAUCGAUGUCUUCUUGCUACGUUGCUACUGGAUCGUUCUCAAGAUCAGCUGUCAAUUUCAUGGCUGGAUGUCAAACAGCGGUUUCCAACAUAAUAAUGUCAAUCGUCGUUCUCUUGACAUUGCUCUUCCUCACACCUCUCUUUAAGUACACUCCAAACGCCAUCCUCGCAGCUAUCAUCAUCAACGCCGUGAUUCCAUUGAUAGAUAUUCAAGCUGCUAUUUUGAUCUUCAAGGUCGAUAAGCUCGAUUUCGUCGCUUGUAUGGGAGCUUUCUUUGGCGUCAUCUUUGUUUCCGUUGAGAUCGGACUUCUCAUUGCGGUCUCUAUCUCGUUUGCUAAGAUCCUUUUGCAAGUAACAAGGCCUAGAACUGCAGUUCUCGGAAAUAUUCCAAGAACUUCGGUUUACAGAAAUAUUCAACAGUAUCCUGAAGCCACUAUGGUUCCAGGGGUUCUUACUAUUCGUGUUGACUCUGCUAUCUACUUCUCCAACUCAAAUUACGUUAGAGAAAGGAUUCAGAGAUGGCUACAUGAGGAAGAAGAAAAGGUAAAGGCAACAAGCCUACCCAGGAUUCAGUUUCUCAUCAUCGAAAUGUCACCUGUUACGGACAUCGAUACUAGCGGAAUCCAUGCCUUAGAAGACUUAUACAAGUCUCUCCAAAAAAGAGACAUUCAGUUGAUUCUGGCGAAUCCUGGACCGUUGGUGAUAGGCAAGCUACACUUGUCACACUUUGCCGACAUGUUAGGAGAAGACAAUAUCUAUCUGACGGUAGCUGACGCCGUUGAUGCUUGCUGUCCAAAACUCUCCGACGAGGUAUAAAAUUUACAAGAAAGAAGAAGAAGAUAAUGACGAAGAAGAAGAAGAAGAAGAAGAGGGAGAUGCUCUCUCUAAGUGUUGUACAGUAGAGUAAAGAAAGUGACUCUUGCCUUCAAUUGUAAUUUUGGUCUUUGGACCCUUUUGUUUAUGAUUCUUCUAUCGUAUUAGAAGAUAAGGGGUCAAGUGUAAAGUUGACCUCUGGGUCCCCAUCUUGUUGUUCUACUACUGUACUUUUUUUAAAUAAAGUAUUGUAAAUUGAAAUUUUGAAUUUUCUAUCUAA